UUGUAAGAAAAAGAAGAAUGUCGCUCAAACCAUAAUAUAUGAACUAAAUCAUCGAAAAUGCUUAAUGAUAGCAAGAUAAGCUGUCAUCACAGUUAUAUCAAUUGCUACAGAAAUAGGGAAUGGUGAUCAAUAGAAGUCAUAACCUAUGCUAGGGCAAAGGUGAUAGAAAAUAGAAAUUUGUUUUGAUUUUAGUUACAACAAUGUUUAAGUUAGAGUCUUACAUCAGCCCCCUGUUAAUGGGUUAUGUUGACAAGUAUGUCAAACUUCGACCUGAAGAUUUUCAAUUGUCAUUAUGGGGUGGUGAUGUCGUUCUCAAUAAUCUUGACCUUCGUUUGGAUGUCAUAGAAAAGGCUAUUCAUCUCCCUAUUGUCUUCAAAAGUGGCCAUAUUCAUGAGUUACGUAUCCAUGUGCCGUGGACAAAACUGGGAUCUGAACCUGUUGUGAUAACAAUAAACACAAUUGAAUGUAUUCUAAAAUUAAGAGAAAGUCCUUAUGAAGGUAGUAGCAAAGGACCAAAGUCUGACUUACGGAGGUCAAAAUCAAGGCCAUCAUUGAAACCAAGGAAACAGGGUGAAGAAGAUCUGCCACCAGGUUAUUUACAAAGUUUGAUGAAUAAAAUUGCCAACAAUGUUAGUAUCAUCAUCAAUAAUCUAAUUGUUAAGUUUGUUGAGGACGACAUUGUUUUAUCUUUAAACAUAAAAUCAGCGGAGGUAUAUAGUGCAGAUGAGAAGUGGGAUAGAGACUUUAUAGAGUUAUCUCCCCCUCAGUUAGUGUUAAGGAAGGCCAUCAACCUGUGUGAUCUGACAGUGUGCCUUGAUAAAUGUGAUCAGAGUGGUAAGAUAGAACAUUAUCAGGAUCCACUGAUCUACAGGUGCUCCGUCACAGGGAGGUUAUACGCCAAGUACGAUUCUGUUAAUGCCAAGCGGGCGAGCGUAACAAAGUUUGACCUGUUCUGUGAACAUUUAGACGUAUCAUUGACGGAUACACAACUUCCAAUGUUUGAGAGACUAAUAGAACUAUGUAUGGCAUUGUAUUAUGGUACAUUAGAUCCAGCCAAGAAAGACGAGGGACAUGAUAGUACUAGUACUGUUUAUGAAGAAGACAGCAGUAUAACUAUCGAAGAGGAAUCUGAUACUUCAUCUGAGUUAGAUCAACAGGGAUGGAGUCAGUGGAUGUGGUCUUAUGUACCUCAGAUCUUACCAGAGAAUGAGGAGGAGGGGGAGUCAGAUGAUACUACAACAAGGAAAAAACCUCAGCCUCCCACUCUAUCUAUUGGGAUGUAUGGACAUAAAAUAUCUGUUAUGUUUAAGUUGACUGAAAAACUGAGAGAAAAAGUGCAUUAUGGUCCCCAGAAGAUAGCGUUUCGCCCUUUUGUAUUACUGGAGGGAGAAGGUAUAGCUGUAGACAUACUAGUGAAAGGUCUGGCAUUCUUUGAUGCACAAGUUGGAAUAACACAUCUCAACAUGUUGUGUCAGGGACAGUGUAUCUGUGGAAUAAAAGAUGAUGCAGAUACAAAGGAUAAUCAAUCUCCACCCAACAUAAAAGAAGUCUGUUAUUAUGGUGGAGGAAGCCAAAGUACUAGGAGAGAACAACCGGGUCACUUUGUGGAAACAGAGAACCAGAGAGAUAUCAGAAGAUUGAUCUCCAGGUCAAAGUUGGGGUCAACUUUGACCAACCCAGGCCUCCAAAGUACCCAUUCUAGUUUAAACUCCGGUCUGGGUACCAGAGAUGUGUGUGAGAAGAGCUCUGUGAUGGUACAAGGUGGAAACAGUUUACAGGACAAAACAGAGGCUAAUUACUAUUCAAAUUCUCUGUUUGAUAAAUCUUCACCAGCCAAUCAGAAUGAGCCAUUACAGUUAGCCCUGGAUAGUGAGACACAUGCUGAGAUCUAUACAGAACAGUAUAGUCAGGUCAAGUUUGGGGCAUUCUUCUUUGACUAUCUGUAUGUAAUGGCUGAUACAGAAGACAAAACUCAAGGAAAAGGAACCAGUGUUUCAUCUGUUUCAGACAUCACAGAAACUUUAUUCAUGAAAGAGACGUCACUGAUACGUUUUAUUAUUGGUCCGUGUCAGAUAAAUGCUUCCUCUUCAUCAGUACACAGGUUCAGGAAGAUACUGGCUUGUGCAUAUAAUUAUAAUUAUGAACCUUACUACAAAGGAAAACCGGAAAAUGUUAAUGAAAGUCGACCACAUCCAACAGAGGAGCAGAUAAAGAUCUUAGAGGAAUUCAUUCCAACAAAAACAUUCCAUAUAAGUCUUCUACAACCAGUCCUAAAUGUAUACUAUGCUGAGCAUCCAUCCUGUGAUAUACCCAAGAAAUCUUAUAAAACUGUUCACCAUCAAAAGGGAUCUAAGACAACAGAACAUGAAACAGUAGACAUCCUUCCAUGUGUCCACCUGACAUCAGCUAGAUUAGAAUAUCAAGUGACAAGCUCCAUGUAUCCACGGAAACUGGUACAACUAAUAAGCAAGAUGGCAGCACCAUCUAGUAAUCUUUUACAUCACUGUCACGCACACACACAGAUAAAGUUAUUUGAUUUCUCUGCUGGUCUUGUAACCAAGGAUACAAAGGGAGAUAAAUCACAUGUUGUGACAGUUAUUCCCCCUUGUAGUGGAGCUCUAUAUACUAGGAAACUUCAACUUACAAUGUACUGGACAAAUAGCCACCUUCCGAAAGUAGAAAAGAUGUAUGAGCUCCCAGAAAUCUCAAUUAAUUUAAACAAAGCUAAUCUCCUAUUGAUACUUGAGAUCUACCAAUCAUGGACACAGAAUACACCAAGGCCAACAGAUAUCAACACAAACAGUCUAAUGGAGGAUGUGUUCACUAUAGAUGACAACCAAGCUGUGUUACCGUUACUUGAGGUGAAUGUUAAUGGUUUUGAGAUGAAGCAGUGUGUCACAUCACUAGUAACAGCUUAUACAGGGACCCUCUCAUCGGUUCAAGUUAUUUUGUAUGAUAUACAGGCUGGUUCUAUAAUCCCUGUUGUUUGCUGUCCUGCCAAUACAAACAAGCUUACAUCUACAGAGUACUUUAGGAACCCCUCUCCUCUGACUGAAGAUAAGAAUGACUUCCUAACAUUCACCAUACAGUUACCCCAUGAAAAGACAGUAUCUGAUGUGCCAAGCUUACUGUUACUAAAUACAGAGGGUGUUAUAUGUGCUAUAGAUCCAUCUUUGUCAGACUGGUUUGAGUAUAGACCAAAGAAGAAAGAAACAUCAACAGAGCACAAGAAAGAACCUGUACAAGUUGAUCAAGCUAUUGCCCAGGCAGCUUUUCCAUUGCAACAUAUGUCUCAAGCUUCCAGUACUGGAUCCGUAGCAUUAGAUACAACAUCCUUCACCAAGACUAAAACACAUUCCAGAAACAGAUCUACAUCUCAGAAACCCACCAAUAAGAAAUCAGAUACAAAGGUCAAAGAUCAGUGGGGUGAAAAAUUGGCAGCCAUGUUUCCUUUACUGAGAAUGCUUCAAGUACAUAUAGAGGUUAAAAGUUGUGCUAUAUUUAUCCACCAAUCACCUUUACAUCUGACAGAACCCAGUGUAGACAUUUCUCAGAAUCUGAUGUCAGCCAUUACAUCUAAUAUGUUACCUCCCACUUUAGUGGUCUGUCUACCACAGAUUCACAUUACUAGUUCUGGUAUGAAAUCCACUUCCUGUAUACAGGAGAUACCUGUUAAUUCUAUGGAGGGAUCAUUAGUGGGAGAGAAGUUGCCAUGGAGAAUGGUGUUGAAUCAUUUUUGUGUCCACACGAUACUCUCUAAACAGACUGUAGACACGAUACUCUCUAAACUGACUGUGGUACCAAUCAUCAAGCCUACGACUGUCAGCUGUACGAUCGGUGUCACCACAAAGUAUAACCCUCCCACGUCAGAUAAUAUAUCAUCUCUAGGACUGUGUCUACAUACUGAUAUGCAUGCUGUUGUCAUGGCAAUAUCUAAAUCUCAAAUAGUUUUAUGUAGCAGUUUGUUAAACCAACUGACAGGACUAUUUGGUAUGGUUAUGUCCCUAAUCAAAUCACUACACAAAUCAGACCACACCGUUACACCUUCAACAGACCAACCAGACUUAUCAGAAAUAGCCCUCCCAGAACCGACACCCCUAGGUCAGUCACGAGACUACACAGGGAUGACAGAAACAGAGACGUCAGAUGUCACAUCAAGAGAACCAACACCUAACCUUGACCUUGAAAAGUCACCAGACAAAGUCAAACUGUCACUAUGGUUACAAUGGACACUUCCAAAGCUGGAGUUGAGAUUUUAUAGUGAGGCUAUCACUAAAGAAAGUAGUAGAGUGACCUUAACCUUAGAUGACCUGACCUUGUCAUUAGAUGUAGAACAAGUAUAUACCAAGGCCAAGGUUAAAUGUGGGUCAUGCAAUUCUCAUAUCUAUCAUAAAAGUAAUACAAGUAACCAAUGGCUUGACGGUUCUUACCUAGGAAUACUGAUGACCUGCCAGAAGGAAAUACCACAUGACAUUCACAUAAUCUCUAACAAAAUGUGGUCAGCUGACCAACAUACUCUUUCUAACUUCCCUUCUAGAGAAACCACAACAAGGGAUGUAACUCAUAGCUUUCUCAAUUUCACUUUCACAAGAGCACUGUGUAAAAAUGUGGCCAAGAAAAUGAGGAAGUUGAACGAUGACUUAGCGGACAUGGGAAGUAUAGGGGAUGGUUCUGAGCCACAUGACCUGUAUUUCCAUAAGUAUAUAUGUGAAGUGUGUUUAACUAUUGAACCAUUUGAUUUGAUAUUCCAAGCACCUGCUGUGAACACAAUUCUGGAUUGUUUUAAUGUAUCACAAGGGAAAUCAUCUAAAUCUAAAGGAAAGAAAUCAGAAUAUGUGUUAAAGUCUAAUACACCAAAGCAGUCAUUACCGAUUCUGACAGCUGGUAACUUACCGUUAAUCUACAUCAACAUGUCAAGUGUGAGACUGCUCAUACCAAAGGUACAAAGUUCUAAUAAACAAGAGGCUGACAGCAGUCUAUCAGGGCCUGACUUACUAGACCAGGAUAUUGUGAUGGCAUGUUUCCAGUCCCUGUCUGUCGUACCUCAGGCUGAUAACCCAUUGCCCAGGCAUCCAACAGAUAAGGAGCUAUAUCAUAGAGCCCUACACGCUAACCUGACACAUCAACCUGGGUCAGCCAUAGAGAAUAGACAAUAUCAGAUAGAUGUUAAAGGCAUCUCCAUGAGUACAGGAGUACAGGUAAUAUAUCAUAGAGCCCUACACGCUAACCUGACACAUCAACCAGGGUCAGCCAUAGAGAAUAGACAAUAUCAGAUAGAUGUUAAAGGCAUCUCCAUGAGUACAGGAAGUUGGGAGGAUUUUGUGGACAGAGUGAAGCAUGAUGGGAGAUUAGUUAACCAGGCUGCUGUACAGAUACCUGCUUUAGAAUGGAAUACUGCAGACAAACAUUUCAGGAAACCUAAGGAGGAUAUAGAGUUACUGCCCUUGGUAACUGGUGUUGAUGUUAAGAUUGUAGCAGCUCCUGCCAUUGUAUACCAGCCACCAGGGGUCACUGACUGCAGUAUUUCUAAAAUUUUAGUUUGUGGACAUGCUUUAGAAAUGAACUUCACCAAUGACCUUGACAUUUAUGUCAGUACAAACCAGGUCAAGUUAUUGUCAGAGAUAACUAUACAAACAAUGGCUAAACUCAGAGAAACAAGGGAAGAUGAUCUCAUAGAAGAGACUGUCGACAGAGUGGAUUUAUCAGGAAGUGGAUCAGAAAUCCUAGUGGCGGACAGUGGAAUAGAAAGUGAUGUAUCCACUAUAACGGCUAGGAAGGUCAAGGACAGAAAUCCUGAUGUCGUCUUGACACCUCAGGAUUUAGAUAUGAGGUCAAAGGUCAUCACACCAUUAGAUAUUCUUUUGACAGCCAGUAGAAUAUCAGUGAUAACAUACACACAUAAACACAACAAAGACCAGAGACAUAAAGUAAAACUAGCCGAGACUCCAGAUCUAACGAGGACACCUUCAGGGAAGCACACGUUUAUAAAACUGGAUGUGCCUGACCCUGAGGAUACGACACAGCUGUCUCUUGAUCCAUUCCUAUAUGUUUAUAUAUCACAACCACAUACAGUGUUAUCAUGUCAUCAAGGUCAACAGAAGUUUGAAAUGUCCUGUUAUGAUGUUCUUGUCAAGGGGUCGUCUUUACGGUCAGCUCAUCUAGACAUGAAGACCAUACCAGAGACAACUGAUUUUAAUGUGUAUUGGUUUGAAACCAGACCUGGAAAACCUCAUCCAAAAACAGGAAUACCCCCAAGUCUAUAUACACUAAAAAUAGAGGACUUUCUCAUUGGUCCAGCAAUUAUACAUCUAAGAUUAGACAGGCCACUAAAAGUGAACUUCAACCUGGAUAAGAUUGACCAUGUUAAACAUUUCAUUUCUGAGAUUGUCCCUCAGACUAAAUCCUCUGAGAGACCACCCAGAACUGAGAAGACAACAACAGAGCAUGCUCCUGAUCCAUUCCAAGCAAUAUUAUCAAAAGUGAGCAAGUUUGAUCUAUAUACAGAUCAGGUUAUUGUUGCUAUGGAGACAGGAGACAAGAAUCAUGGGAUAACAGGGAGUUUAGAUUGGUUGUCAUUAGAAACUAACUUUAAUCACAAUAAGAUAGGAAAAACUAUGGAAGUUUAUAUAAAUAUGCACCUGAAGAAUGCUACAGUGAAAACUUCAUUUGAGAAGCUAUCAAGGACAUUAGUCCAGCCGUUUGGUAUUACCAUAGAAACAGAUAUACAGCUUUACAGUGACAUUGAUCAAGAUGUUACAUCACCUAGAUCUGUUGUAACCCUGACAACAGGACUGCUGUCUGUUUUGAUUGGACAAGAACAUAUCAUGUGCUUUGAUAAAAUUUUGAAAGAGCUUGCUGCACUUGUUCCUAAAAAAUCAAAGGGAGAUAAAUCUGACACAGGGGAAACAGAAAGUAAGAAAACUGGUACUAGACCAUUUACUACAGAUGAAACACAAGAUGAUCUAAGACAGGGCCAGUUCAAUUAUGUCAUUGACCAAGAUGAAAUCUCCAGUAAGUGUGAUCCAGGGGAGCUAAUCUUUUGUAACAGGGAUAAAGAUGGGAAUAGCCACAUGACCUGGUGUUACCAUCAACCUAGAGUUGUCUCCCUUGUCAAGUUUACACCAAUACCAUUUAAUGUCCCUGUUAAACAGAUGACAGAGGAGUAUGAUGAGGAACAGCUGAUACCAUGUUGUCUGCAGUAUUAUGAUCCAGCUACACACAACUUUGUUAACUACAUUGAUUUUGAGUUAUCUGAAAAUGAGGAAACAUCAUUACUGUUCCCAGAAAUCAAGGCUGAUAAUGCAAGGGACAUAACUGUGUCAUACCUCUGGAGGGUUGUGGUAUAUCAAGGAUUUAUAGAGAACUCUCAACAACAUAAGAAUGAUGAAGCUACUUUAGCCAUCUUACCGAUAUCUUUAGCUGCGGCCAUGAGAGUAGACUCGUGUUACAUAUCCACCUUAGUUCCAGUUACACAGGUCUGCUUGUCCUGUCCUGUUAUAGAAGUCAGACUACAGAAUCAUCCUCAAUACAUGGGACAAGGUAUUUAUAAAGUUAGGGGAGUGAUACCAUUAUAUCUCCAUAAGUCAGACUACAGAAUCAUCCUCAACACAUGGGACAAGGUAUUUAUAAAGUUAGGGGAGUGGUACUCUUAUAUGUUCACGUUAGUUCCAGUCACACAGGUCUGUUUGUCCUGUCCUGUUAUAGAAGUCAGACUACAGAAUCAUCCUCAACACAUGGGACAAGAUGUACCCGGGAAGUUGAAGCCAUUUAUAUUUGAUGAUACAUCCAUUGUUGACGAAGAGUUUGCUGUUGUUACAAUGAAAAACCUGAUGAUAACAGGCCAUCAACUAGUAGGAGAUCUGGCUAGAAUAUGUAUACAGGUCAGCAGUAAUGUAGGUUUGAGUGUGGUAGAAAUGAAACAUUUAACAGUCCACCCAGUGAUACCUCUAACUGAUGUUUACUGUGACGUCAACUUUCUACAACAUCUAAAGCCACCAGCCUUAGAGAGUAACUUUAAUGUUGGACCUUUGUCACUAAGUGUAGGACAGGGGACUGUUCAUACCAUUCACUGUGCUGUCAACUCAUUUUCCCAGAUAACUAAGCCUAGUGAAGAUAGAAUGGUUUACAGCCAGUUUGUUAUUUGUAAUGAUACAAGUCACACGGUCAGGUUUGGUCAGGUUGGCACAGAAGAAAAUAUUCUGCUACAUUCCAGACAAAUGAACUGCUAUAGUUGGAGAUCUCAAAAAACCAAACAGGAGCUACACAUGUGUUUGGAUGGUAAGAUAUGGAAAUGGUGUGAAGCAUUUGACUUAGAUACCAUUGGUACAGUGGUCAGAGUUGUUAAAACUAUAGACAGACGAUAUACAGUUCUAAUUCAGAUAAAACAAAUCUCUAACUCACAGAAACAGAUUAUAAUAAAAGGACAGUUUUUAUUGGCCAACAGACUAUCAUGUGACCUAGAUAUAGAAAUGCACUCACCAUCAUUAGAGUCAGGAAAAGUUGCAGAUAUGUUGCCAGGGGCAACAGCUUCCCACACAUAUGUCCUUGAACUUGAUGAAAACAUUAUGAUGAAGGUCAGAAGGAAAGGGAAGACUUUAUCCUGGUCAAAGGACAUACUGAUCUCCAAAGAUAAAGUUCCCUCUAGUCAAAUGAUUUAUAUACCAUGUGUACAGGAGUCUUACAUUCAUGUGUGGUGUCAUGUAUAUGAACAGAUUACCAAAGGAGCAUCCAGACUACUGGUGAUGUUUUGUCCUCUGUUUGUCCUGAGAUCACACUUGCCCUGUUCUCUGUUUGUUUCCAUGGCGAUACCAAACCUUGGGAAGAAAAAGGAAGUGGAAAUGGCUGGCAAAGGGAGAUCACUACAGCUAGAACUAUUGGGUGAUGCUAAAUAUGAUCUGAGUUUUAAAUUGAGGUCAGAUACUGACAAAGUUGACCCUGCAUUGACCUUGACCCCUGAGCUUAUUAACCAGGUUGAGAGGAAAGAAACUAAAAAAUGUGAUUUUGAUAAGAUGUUGGCUGUGAUGAAUGACCAGUGGUCAGAUAAAUGGCCAUACACAGGAUACUCUAUUAGUGAUGAAAGUCAGUUACAGAAACAGCCAGCCAGUGAACUAAGUGACCUUGACCUAUCAUUACCUAGUAUUGACCUGAGUCUGACCUUGACAGAGUUUUGGCCUGGAUGUAGUACAGUGCUUAUUGAUGUGUGUCCAUGGUGUUUAUUGACCAAUCACAGUACAUUAGAUCUAGUAUUUAUAGAUUCUAGUAAAGCAACAUGGCCACUUCCUCAAGGAAAGACAUUUAGUCCUCCUAAACUUCAGUCAUCAUUUAGUAUUGGUAUAGUUAUAAAUGGUAAUCUCCACCAUGGAGGUGAGAUAUGUCUAUCCGAGGAGGCUGUAGCGGACCAGAGGUAUAGACAGGACCUAGGUAAAACCCUGUACAUAGAUGGGUAUGCUCAGACACAGAUAUUGAUGACAUCACAUCAAAACAUGCACGUAUACUUCCUAACCCUGCAGUCUAAGAUGGUGAAUGGUAUGAGAGUUGUUAAUGUCAGAGAGACGUACUGUAUCAGUAACCAUACCUCCAUUGAUCUGUUGCUGUCACAUCACAGUCUACAGCCCUGUCCACAGAAGUUUUCUGUAAAAUGUUCUGAUGACAACAUCAGGUAUUUACAGUCAAAGUCUACUGAAACUACACCACUACCUUCCUGGGCAGGCUACACCAUGGAGGACACAUCAAACAUUGAUAUCAGCUUUGUAAACUAUGUUAUGAUUAGACAACAGACAACCAAUCAGAAUACUGCAUCUGCAGAUAGAACUAACGCCAAUAAUGAUUGGUCAUUCCCAGUUAGACUUGUAGCCAAUGAAAAACCAGGAAGAGUAACAGUGUCUAUUCCAGUUAAGACAGACACUGUGAUGUCAGUUCCUCUAUGCAUUGUGGGUCAAACAAGGAAUGGAGUCAGUUACUUUAUAGUAAAAGAAGAUAAUUCACCGUCAUGUUUACUGUAUAACUUUACCCCUGUACCAAUAGUCUAUGGUUAUCAGAAUAUCUCCAUUUCUAGAGCAGGGUACACAACACAAGAGGAAGCUGAACUGACAGAUAUUUUACCCACAAUUCCUCCAAAUCAACAUGUGUUUUAUACACCUUCCUCUACAAACCGGCAAUUCCUAUUAUCCAUUGGCGACUCAGGUUUACCAAAGAUUCAUGUAGGUGUUCAGCAAGCUUUGGAAACUGAUGAAUCAAAUACAGAGAGUAAACACUCAAGUGACCAAGAUUCUGGAGUGUCAUGGAGUGAUCCUCUGGAUGUUAAUGAAGAAAUGGAGAGAUUUAUCUCAAUCCCUAACAAUAUGAACUUGAAAAUCAAGGUCAUUAAGGUUUCCAUGGUGACUCAUGUUGUUAUAAAUGCAGCAAACAAAGCUGAAGUUUCCGCAAAGGAAAUAAGGAAUAAAAUUGGCAAGGUCACAACAAUGGAAAGUCAUCCCUCAUCAGACGAUACCAAUCUCAGCAUCAGAGAAUAUGAUGUUAGUGUUCCUAAACAAGAUGUGUUCAUACAUUCCAAUUCAAUCACUAGAAACUUAGAACUGUAUAUUAGUUUACACUUUCAUCACUUUUGUCUUAUUCUACAAGAUGAAACAAGUUCAAACAAUGAAAUCACCGAGGUAAUCCGUGUGUCAUGUGACCAUCUAUUUUUAGCACAUUAUCCAUUGAUUGAAGGAUUUGAUGAUGAUAGUCCAAGUCAUGAUUGCUAUUCAAUAUCAGCAGAAAACCUUCAAGUAGACAAUCAGUUGUAUACUACCAAAGGGCUUUAUGACUUCCCUGUAAUAUUUGCACGUCAGGAACUUAAAUCUAAAGACAAGGAUUUCCUUGUAGAAUUCCACUCCAUGAACCUUUCAGAAAAGUUAGCUGUGAUAAAAUCCAGAAGUUUUGCUCACAUUCAAGUUGUCAUGGAAACUGAUUGUUUGAGUCACUCAUUAGUUAAAAGUGUUGAGAUUGCUAUGGAACCAGUCAUAGGCAAUGUAGAUGAUAGAUUUGUGUAUCGAAUGUUAGAGGAAGUCGAAAAACUUCUACCAACUUCUCUUCAAGACAACAAGAAAGGUCUAAAAGAAAUAACCAGACUACCGCAAGCUUUAAAAGUGAUGUCACAUGGUCUAAGUUCACCAAUCAGAAUAGAGCAUUUAGUGAUACAUCCCUGUUCUUUAUUGAUAAGUGUCCAUGCCUCAUUGAAGGUAUUUAUAGCGUCUGACAAGACUCCGCUGUCGUUUGGGAAGUUUGAGAAAAAGAAUGUGAACUCUACAGCCCACCAGCUGACUCGAGUACUAGCCAUGCAUUAUGCUUCAGGAGCCUUGUUUAGAGCAGGUAUUGUGGUCGGAUCUUUGGAGAUAUUGGGAAACCCAACAGGUUUAGUCAGAUCUAUAGGCUCUGGUGUAGCAGACUUAGUACGAUUACCCUAUGGUGGCCUCACACAAGGACCAGGAGCAUUUGUAUCUGGGGUAUCAUCAGGGAUGUCGUCCUUUGUCAGGAAUAUUUCUUCAGGAAUGUUGACCUCUGUUACAAACUUUGCCUCAAGUGUUUCCCGUAACAUGGAACGACUAUCAAUGGACGACACACAUAGAGAAAGACAGGAAGAGAGAAGGAGACAACAUCCAGAGGGGUUGACUAGUGGACUUAAAAAUGGUCUAACAGGAUUUGGAAUGAGUCUUUUAGGUGCUGUUGCAGGUCUAGCUGAUCAGCCAUUACAAAAUCUGAUGUCACGAAGUGAGAGUGAAGGUCAAAGGUCAGCUGCCACAGAAUUAGUGUCCGGGGUUGGAAAAGGACUUGUGGGAGUGUUUACCAAGCCUAUUGGUGGAGCUGCAGAAUUCUUUUCACAGACAGGUCAAGGAUUAUUGUAUGGUACUGGAUUAUCUGGGAACAUCAUAAAACCCUGCUAUCCUUCUGACAACUUGGUUAUUAGUGACAUGUGCAACAGUCGACUAAAAUAUGUCAGGAAAUUACUACAGUGCCUUCCUAAGUGUCAACUACAGUCUUCUUUAUUGGCUAAUUAUCUGGAUGUCAUGGAUACAGAGGUCAAGGUUGAACUUCUAUUGACUAAUGAACUGAUGAUUAUGAUCAGUAUAGAUGAUGACAGUCAGCAACAAGCAUUCUCAUUGGUAGAACUGGAGGUUAAAGUUGAGCCAGAUAAUCCUCAACUGAUAACAUUUGUGUGGAGAGAUUCCUUCCAUCAAGACGUGCCUCAGGUGUCUGUAGGCCGUGUAAAGACUGAAAAAGAAAACAAAGAUCGAGUAGCUGCCUUUAUUGACGGAACAUCAGAAUUUGUCAGACCAGAUAUUUCUCUCAAAUUAAAUCUCAAUCCAGCCAAUGAAAUAUCAGAUUUUCCACAAGUGUCCCCAUCAGAAUCUGUAGAAUCCGGAGAAGACAGUCGACCAAUAUCACCAUCAUUGUCUAAUACAUGUAGACCUAGCUUGGCUCCAGAAUAUCAUUUCCUUGUAGACCCAUACUCUAAAGAUGUGUUUAUUGCAAUUUUCAAUGCUACUAAACUGAAAUUAUCCGGGAAAGGGUUCAUUUUGUAAAGUAAAAAUGUUAAAAGACAAACUUAUAUGUACAAUUUUUUUUUAUACAUAAGAGAUGCAUUGUGAUUUUAUAAGCUGAUCAAUUGAUGGGCUCUGUUUUGUUCAUAUUAAAUAUUCCAUUAAUUUUCAAAGUUUUGUGCAGAUGUUUUUUAAGCACCACAUGGCAAGAAUGGGGGAGACAAAAAUUUAUAUCAGAAUAUAACUGUUAAGAUAAUGUUUGUAUGUUUGUAUUUGUUUAUUAAUUAUGUUUAUUUAUUUAAUAAUGUUGCUAUAUGUUUUUGCUUUCUAUGCAGUGAUUGUAUAUUUUAUGUUAAUGUGAUUUUGAUGAGUUGAUUCUUUAGAAGGAACAUUCAUUGUUGGUU
Messenger RNA from Mytilus trossulus (common blue mussel), 12922 nucleotides. RefSeq names its product intermembrane lipid transfer protein VPS13B-like. Bases 201 to 12560 code for a protein of 4119 amino acids. The transcript is spliced from 55 exons. Lineage: Eukaryota; Metazoa; Mollusca; Bivalvia; Mytilida; Mytilidae. The record is from RefSeq and is a predicted model, not a curated record.